AUGGAUGAUCUGACCGUGACAGGUGCUGAGACAACUGAAUGCUUGCUCCUGAGGACUUGGAAUGUACCGCUAUGCUGGGACCGCUUUACCACAAACUAUUAUCUUCCAGAUGGAUCCUACGGUUCUAUCACCACAGGAAUCUACCAUUGUGCCUCAGGCGGCUCAGCCAACCUCUUUACCGGUGACUACAGCCUUCCCAAUGGACAAUCAGGAAAUCUUUAUGGUCAAGACCCUUCAGAGCAGCCCCAUACUUCCACACUACACCUACCGACCCCUUACACAAGCAGUGGAAUAGGAUCUGCUAUUCCUGCAACAGAGGUGGGAACAGAUGCGUCAUUUCCUACACCCAAUUCCACUGGCAGUGGUUACGGACAACCACAGAAUACCACCAUUAUCGGGACUGGGACAAGUGAUGGGAACUUUCCUAUUAUCACAAAUGUUAUCAUCCCGACUGCGUCGAUCACACCCCCAAUCAACAAUACUGGAACACAGAAAACUGCAAUGUAUGGACAAAAGCUUCUAGUCCUUUUGGCAGUUGCAGUUGGCGGGGCGGCUAGACAGUUUUGA
This is a messenger RNA of Exophiala aquamarina CBS 119918, 567 nucleotides long. RefSeq lists its product as uncharacterized. Lineage: Eukaryota; Fungi; Ascomycota; Eurotiomycetes; Chaetothyriales; Herpotrichiellaceae. The transcript is spliced from 2 exons. The record is from RefSeq and is a predicted model, not a curated record. Bases 1 to 567 code for a protein of 188 amino acids.